This is a messenger RNA of Parastagonospora nodorum SN15, 2094 nucleotides long. RefSeq lists its product as hypothetical. NCBI's taxonomy places the organism in Eukaryota, Fungi, Ascomycota, Dothideomycetes, Pleosporales, Phaeosphaeriaceae. The record is from RefSeq and is a predicted model, not a curated record. Gene Ontology annotation, biological process: proteolysis; peptide metabolic process. The transcript is spliced from 2 exons. The coding region runs from base 1 to 2094 and encodes 697 amino acids. Gene Ontology annotation, molecular function: metalloendopeptidase activity. Gene Ontology annotation, cellular component: mitochondrial intermembrane space.
AUGGCGCAGAUUGACAGAUCACGAGGCAUUCAAGAUGCCAUUGUCCGCGACGUGAAGCCCGACACCGCGAGCUUUGCAAACGUUAUCCUCCCGAUUGCCCACGAUGACAACAAAAUGGCUAUUGAGUCGCACAUCAUCGGCUUCUACAACGCCGUGUCCACCGACAAGGAGCUGCGCGAUGCGUCCAGCGAGGCAGAGCAAUUGCUCGACGACUUCGGCAUCGAGUCCUCCAUGCGCGAGGACGUCUUCAACCUGGUCGAUGCGGCGCUCAAGAAGAAGGAACAGCUUGACCCCGAGUCGCAGCGCUUGCUCGAGAAGGACCAUAAGUCGUACAUUCGGAAUGGUCUGAGCUUGCCCGCGGGCCCCAAGCGGGACAGGUUCAAGGAGAUCAAGCAACGGCUGAGUCAGAUCAGCAUUGCUUUCCAGAAGAACUUGAACGAGGAGAAUGGAGAGCUGUGGUUCACACCGGAAGAGCUACAUGGCGUGCCGGAGGAUGUCAUUGCGACUCUGAACAAGGGCGAGGGCGACAAGGAAGGCAAGCUGAGGCUUACCUUCAAGUACCCAGAUCUGUUCCCCACGCUAAAGUACGCGACGAAUGCGGAGACGCGCAAGACGGUCAUGACUGCGAACGAGAACAAGUGCAAUGACAACGUUGCCCUGUUCCGUGAAGCCAUCCUCCUGCGCGACGAAGCUGCUCGCAUCCUCGGCUACGAGAACCACGCACAGUUCAGGAUUGAGGACAAGAUGGCGAAGACACCCAAGACUGUGAACGACUUCUUGGCAGACUUGCGCAAGCGUCUGGCGCCGGGUGGAAAGAAGGAGAUUGAGAAGCUGAUGGAGUUCAAGAAGCAAGAUGUCAAGGAACAGGGUCUUACUGGUCCUUUGGCUGAGGGCUACUACCUCUGGGACCACCGGUACUACGACCGCCUGAUGCUGGAGAAGGACUACCAGCUCGAUCACCAGGUUAUCGCAGAGUACUUCCCUCUCCAGACCACCAUCCAGGGCAUGCUGAAGAUCUUCGAGGAGCUUUUCGGUCUUGUUUUUGUCGAGAUUGUUGGCGAAAAGGACCGGGCAGCUCUUGCAGAAGGUGGCAAGGGUUCGGAUAUUGUCUGGCAUAAAGAUGUCUCAAUCUUCAGUGUCUGGGAUGAUGAGGGUGAGGGCGCUGGCUUUGUCGGAUACCUCUACCUUGAUCUCUUUCCUCGUGACGGCAAGUACGGUCACGCUGCCAACUUCAACUUGCAGCCUGGCUACAUAGAUGAGAACGGCAAGAGGCGGUACCCGGCGACUGCGCUGGUCUGCAACUUCUCAAAGCCGACACCGAAGAAGCCAUCGCUGCUGAAGCACGAUGAAGUUGUUACCCUCUUCCACGAACUUGGUCACGGUAUCCAUGACUUGGUUUCACGAACAACCUACGCCCGCUUCCAUGGCACCAGCACUGUGCGCGACUUCGUUGAGGCGCCAUCACAAAUGUUGGAGAACUGGUGCUGGACCCCGUCUCAGCUCCGCAGCCUGUCACACCAUUACUCAUACCUGUCUCCUGAGUACGAAAAGGCUUAUAUUGAGUCUUCGGGCUUGGAAAAGAAGCCUUCCGAGCAAAUUCCCAAUUCGCUUAUCGCCAACUUGAUCAACACCAAGCACGUUAACGAUGCGCUGUUUAACUUGAGGCAACUGCACUUUGGCACUUUCGACAUGACUGUGCAUCAGCCAGCCAGCCACGAGGAACUCAAGAAACUCGACAUUACUGAGACCUACAACAAGCUGCGAAACGAGAUCAGCCAGCUUAAUGGCCCUGAGGCGCUUGACGGCCCCACCAAGGGUGAUUGGCACUGGGGCAACGGCCAGGCCACAUUCGGUCACUUGAUCGGUGGCUACGACGCUGGUUACUACGGCUACCUCUCCUCGCAAGUCUACUCCACCGACAUGUUCUACACCGUCUUCAAGGCGGAUCCCAUGAACGGCAAAGAGGGCCGACGGUACAGGCACACGGUCCUCGAGCGCGGCGGAAGCAAAGAGGAGAUGGAGAUUCUGGAGGAAUUCCUCGGACGCAAGCCAGAGACGGAGGCGUUUUACAAAGAGUUGGGGAUUGGUCAGUAG